AUGGCCGCGGCACCGGCGCGGGCACUCGCCGCCGACAAGAGGUGGGGGUUUGCUGCUGCCGCUGCGGCUCCGGGGAGGACGCCGGCCGCGGGGGUUGUUGAGACGGCCCCGAAGCCCACUGAUUUGCCAACCCAGAGGGGUGCUCUACCAUGGGGUGACAGGCCAAUGCGUCUAGUACCAAAUGCAUGGGGUUCAUCAUCACUACUAUCUCUCAAGAAGGGUGAAGGUUCUGGGUCAUUUGUGAACAUCAAUGACCACCCUUCUUCUCCAGUAAGCUCAAGCAUGUCGACAGAUGAAAGUGACUUGCUCGACUCACCUGUUUCUUGUGGUCGAACUUCACAUGAUUCUGUAACUGCGAUAAGCCGUCCUCAAAGCACAGAGUUAAGAUCAGGAAGCUGGAAAUUUGCACAUUCUCAAAUUUCUUUCUUGGAUGUUCUGAAAGCCCCAUUAAGGACUAUUGCCAAAAAGGAGGUGAUCCUGUUUCUACUGCAAAUUUCUCUUGGGAACCAGAAUAGGCUCAACUACAUGCUACACAAAUUCCUUAUAUAUGUAUGCCUCCUCCAUGUAUUGAUUACUGGCAUCAUCCUCCUGACAGGAAUGGAAUUCGUCUUUGAGGAGUGGUAUCAUAUGGUCCGUGCAGGCAAGCCUGCAGACAAGACUGUCAGCUUCCCUGUUGAACCAUUUACUCAUGAUGGUCAAUCCGUUCUGAACCAGGGGGGAGAAGAAAGGCAUGGUCCACAUGGGGUUUAUCACCCAGAAAACAAUGAUUCCUGUUAUGCUCAUGUGCCUGUUGAUACUUUUGUCAAAAGUUUACCUCAUCUCAUACUUGAAAAGGUCAAAGAUAACCAUUCAGAUGCACUUGAGAAGCAACCUGUCAUCAAGAAGGAUGUGGCACUGCUAGAGAAAAUAAAGUGCCUACCUCAUCACAUACUUGGAAAGGUCAAAGGUAACCAUUCAGAUGCACUUGAGAAGCAACCUGUCAUCAAGGAGAAUGUGGCACUGUUAGAGAAAAUUAAGUGUCUAAACAUCAAAGCUAGAAAUCUUCGUGCCUGUAACAUGCCCGAAAUAUCUUUGUGCAAGGAAUCCAAGGUUGAAUGUCCCAAAAGCCUCAAUUUAAAAGCAGAUCAUCUAGCAAAUGAUGUCCCCUUCAGCGCUGCCACCAGCUUUAUCACCUCUGCCUUUGAUAUGGCUAAUUAUGUUUCUGAAAGAAUCUCUACAGCAAAUAAUCAUGAAGAUCAACCACUUGCUGAGAACUGCUCACAGCAGGGGCAUGCGAGAACUGCUAAUGAUUUGCUGAAAUCUCCUCAUGAAAUCCAGCAUUCAAGAAGAGAGUUGUCUGCUCAAAAUUCACAACCACAGGGAGAGGAGAGGGGAAAAAGUCAACAAAAGGCAAAGUCUAUUGCAAAACUGGAAUUUGUACAAAAUCAGAAGUCAAAUGAUGCACCUGGUAAAUCUGGUGAUUCCCAUGUAUAUGGAGGAUGGAAUGCUUUGAUGAACAAGCUUGGUUGUGCUGAGGAUAUUCCAUUUAACAUUUCGAGACAUGGAUGGGAAGGUCACCCUGCAGUUGACUCUUUGCCAGUUAUGACAGAUUCUCAUCAAGAUCAAUCUUUUCCUUGGAACACCUCUCAGCAAGGACAUGUGCUAACUGAUGAUAUUCUUAACUCUCCUCGUUAUGAAAUUGAGAUGGAGAAUGAAAACAUCGAACAUGAGGCAACAUUUAUUGCCAAACCAGAAGACUUGAGCACACAGCCAUUUGUACAUAGUCUGAAGUCAAAUGAUGCACCUGGUGAAUCUGCUGAUUACCAUGUAUAUGCCAGAUCGAAUGCAUUAAGAAACAGGCAUGGUAGUUCUGCUGAGGAUAUUUCAUUUAGCAUGCCUGGACAUGGAUGGAAAGAUCACUCUACAGUUGACUCUUUGCCAGUUGUAAGGACAGAUACUUAUCAAGAUCAAUCAUUUCCUGAGGGCACUUCUUUGCAGGUGCAGGGGAGAGCUGUUGAUGAUAUGGUUAACUCUCCUGGUUAUGACAUUGAGCUUUCAAGGAGAGAAUUGUCUGCACAGCAUCCAAAACAACUGCAGGAAGAGGAGAGGGGAAAACUUCAACAAAAGGCAAAAGCUAAUGCAAAACUGGAAGAACUGAAGAGAUGUUUGUUUGUACAGAAUCAUAUGUCCAAUGAUGUGCCACAAGAAACAAACAAAAAUCUUUGUAAACAAAAUGCUGGAAGUGCCGCGAAGAAUACUGCAGCUGCUAUCAGCUCCACUCAGAAUGUGAUGUGUGCAGCCAAGAAAACUGACAUUAGCAUGCUGGAACACAUUGCCCAGAAAACUGAAGCAGAGUCACAUGAUAGUAAUGCUCCAAAGCUUUUGCAGACGGAGGAUAGGGAAGGACAAGUUCAUAAACAGGAGAGUAUUUCAAGGGGCUCCACUCCAGCAUCAGACACUGCAGCUGCUAACAUAAGUCCUUUGAUUCCGAACACCAUUUCCCCAGUCAAGAACACUGAAAUCAAGAUUAUGGAACCAAUUGACCUGAAAGGCGUGUCACACACAAAUGAAAGCAGGACUCCAAUGCAUUUGCAGAUGGAGGAAAAGAGAAGGCAAGUUCAUUCACAUAGAAGAAUUUUAAGGGGCUGCACUCCAGCAUCAGGACCUGCAGGUGUCAACAAAGGGUCUUUGAUUCAUAAUGUCAUACCAUCAGCAAAGAACAAUGAAAACAGCAUGAUGGAACACAUUGCCUGGAAAAGUGCAUCACAGUCACACGAGAACAGUUCUCCAAAGCGUUUGCAGAUGGAGAAUAGGCAAAGGCAAGUUCAUCCACAGGAGAGAGUUCUAAGGGAGAGAUCAAACAUAGCUGAAAGCACAGAAGAUAUUACAACUGUUUCUGGGACUCAUGUAAAUGCGCCAAAUGCUGAAGCUAAACCUCAUGUGGACCUCUCAACACAAAGCAAGAACAGACCUGUGUCACCAUGUGUGUUUGGAACUAAGAAUACAGAAACAUCAGGUUUGCUUAAAGCUCCUGUAUCAGGCGUUGUUAUCAACAGUUCUAUAAUCACCAUGCAGACUCCUUUGGCUAGAGGCUUUACUGUGGGGAGCAUAAUGCUUGGGGAUGUUUCAGUUGCAUCCAAUCAGGAGAAAACAGUUGCCAAGGAAGUGGAUGAUGAUACAACAAAUAGCUGUGCUAGUCCUAAGCAGACAAAGCAAUUGGGAAAGAAUCAGCAUGAUGAACAGCAUGCCAAGGAUCCCCAUGGGUGUGACAGUAUCAUGUGCGCAGAAGUUAAAGAGCCAAGCAAGAAAGAACGGCCUGAGGCUGGUGGGGUGAACUGCAUGGCAAUACCUGCUCCAAACCAUCCAUCUGGGAAUCAAAGCACUGUUUUGCAGGAUGCAGUGCCAGCAAAAACAAGUGAAAUAGAGAGCAUGCCCAUCAACCUGAAUACAUAG
This is a messenger RNA of Miscanthus lutarioriparius, 3432 nucleotides long. Lineage: Eukaryota; Viridiplantae; Streptophyta; Magnoliopsida; Poales; Poaceae. The record is from the annotation of a GenBank genome assembly.